GCGCGCCGAUAAACUCUGCAAAGUACCAACGCGUUUUUUAUUUUUUGUAAACAAUUUCUGAAUCAGGUGGAAUGGAUCGUUUAGCAAAAGUUUUCUCGCAGCAGGACGAACUAAUUGCUCUGGAAGGACUCUACAAAGAUGAAUACUUCACUUUCGAGUCGUUGAAGGGAUUACCGGCGGAAAAGGGCCAGAGAUUCCAUCAGCUGACGCUCCAACUCCUAGAGGACUUGCCUCAGCCAGUGGAUCCCUUAAAAUGCACGGAAAGAUCACGCCAGCUGCGGGAAGAAGGCAACUUGGUUUUCAGAAGUGCAACUAAGGACCCGGAACGGGUCCUAAAAGCAUGCAAACUUUAUACGGGAGCAGUUUUUGAGGCGGAGGCUGCGAAUGAGGAACUAGCAUUGGCCUUCGCCAACAGGGGUAUCGCCCUGCAGGAAUACGGAUUCUUUCGUGAAGCCUACGACGACUGCGCUAAUGCCCUGGACUGCGGUUAUCCGGAGAAGAUGCGCCACAAGCUCGUCAUGCGACAGGCACAUUGCGCCUGGAAGCUAGAGGACCUGGAUGUCCUGGAAAAGCAUCUCUCCAGCUUGGAGCAGAUGCAAUUAAAUGAAUCUUUUCUUCAGCAAUUGGAAAACUUAAAGAACGAAUUGGAGAUACUGAAACGGAAGGAAGCGGAUGCCACCGCAUCGCAACAAAAACAAGAUAUUAAAAGCUUAGAAAAAAUCUCUGAAGAUCCUGGUGAGCGCGGUCGCUAUAUGGUGGCCACCGAAGCGAUACCCCAAGGGACAGCUAUUUUUUCCGAGCGUGCAUCCUGCUUUGUUCCUCUGGAGCAACGACUUAUUUGUCAGCAAUGUGCCAGCAGUCUCAUGAGCGCUCCAAUUCCCUGUCCACAGUGCCACCAAAAGGUAGUCUAUUGCUCGCGAAAGUGCCGCGAGGGACACGCAAACAUCCACAGAUACGAGUGCGCUGGCUACCGAAUGGAUCUGUUCAAGCUGCUGGGCGUAUCACACUUGGCACUACGCAUGGUCCUGGUGUACGUGCCCCUGAUAUUACCCGAUCUGCGGGAUUGUAAGAGCUCCAAGGAGAUUUGGGAGAGCCUUAUGAAGCUGGUCAAUGAACCAGAACAAGGGAAGAUGGUUCCUGAGUAUAUGCAAAGUCUACGGAUGGUGAGCCAUUUGGAUCAGGCUCCACGCCCUGAAUUGGUCUACCACAUGCUCUGUGCGAAUCUGCUUCAGACCUACCUGGAAAAGCACACAGAUUACUUUGAUCUGUUCAAAGUAACAGCUGCCGGUUCGGAAGAUUGGAAAGUUAUAGUUUCAGCCCUUAUUCUCCGUUCGGCGGGACAACUGCUAGUUAAUGGCCACGUCGGUGAUGCACUGGUACCAGUGGCCUUGGAGGCGAAUGAGUUUGCUUUACUCCAGCCGGACAUGUGGCAAAAACCGUAUCAUUUAAGAUUGGGACAAUUGCACAACCUUUCCCACACGGAGCUCGUCACGGCCGUCAACCUUCCCUACUUGAGCCUGUGUAAUCAUGCCUGUGUCCCCUCGAUUCGGACAAAGUUCGAUGGAUGCUCGGUGGUUAACUAUGCCAGAAGCAACAUCGCUGCUGGGGAGGAAAUCUUUAACUGCUACACGAGGGACUAUAGGAAUAGCUUGAAGAGCCAGCGCAUUAAGCCUCUAAAGGAGGUCUACAAAUUCCAGUGCUCUUGCGUGGCUUGCGUCCAAGCCGAACCAGAUAAGGACUAUCUUGCGUUCCAUCAAUACCUUUGUGAAAAGAAGAAUUGCAGAAAGAAGUUCAUACCUGAUGUUCAACAGAAUGAUCUCACUUGGUGGAUGCAAUCAAAUGCAGAUAAUCCUAUUGUUUGCACUUUGUGCAAGGAACGGCAGAGUUUUGCUUGGUACAACGAGUUCCUAGACCUCAUAGAGUCCUGUGGGGAUUCUUCAAAGAGGCGGGAACUGUACCGAGCUUUCGAUAAGCUAGACAACUGGUUAGUGGACCAUCAUAGUCUAAAGGGGACCAUGGCGGGAGAACUAGUAACAGCCUGCUUUGCUGAAAUGGAUGACGGAUGUUUUCUAACCGACUUUGACUACGAGAAUCUAGCUAGAAUCAUUCGAAAGAAUCUGGAAAGUACAGCAGCCCAGUGUGGGGAUACUUCCAUGGAAUAUAUUAGCCAGAUGACCUAUCUGUGGGAUAUUGUUGCAUUAAAGAAAUGUAAAAUGGACAAAAAGGAACUAGGAUGCUUCACAGAUAAGCUUAAAUAUUUGGCCCAGGAGCACAAAGAAGUUUUUAUGAACUAUUACAACGAUUUUAUUAAGGAACAAUGUAAAUAAGGAUAUUAUUUUUGUAAAAUCUCUAAUAACCAGUGACUCCUAAAUGCGAGAUAUUCCAAAACAGCUUGAAUUUGUUUUGUUUUCAAAUGGGGGCGGCAUGGGGGCUAACUAUAAAGUGUGACCAAAGGUUAGGAAUCUCUUUUAUCCCUAAUAUGAAGGAUUGCCCUUGAAAUAAUAUUCUUUUAAGCAUACUUAAAUGUUAAUUAUAUUUCGAUAGGGAUUCAAAAAGUAGAAACAAUCGAAAUAUUUAAUAUAAACAAUCGUAUAAAUUUCGAAAAAAGACAAGAAUUUAGUUAUUCGUGUGACCGUAUUUUAUGAUUUUUGACGGAUUCUUUCGGGAUUUUGUGUGCCCGUAUUCUCGACCAAUAAACCACUUUUGUAGCACAAUUUGGGAGUAAAAAACAUUUUCGGCAAUCAUUUACAAAAUCAACGAGUGCAAGAAAAUCUCCAGUGAUUUCUUUAACAAAAAGAACCAAUUCCGAACCAACAAAAAUCCAACAUCGUAAUCAUCAAGAAGAGGAGUACAACGAGGGGCCAGGAAAUACAUAUAAACGUACAUAUUUAUGUGCAUGUGUGUGCGUGCGGGCGUGUAGUAGUAUUUUUCUUUUCUGUUUUCGCUGUACGUGACGUGCGGAUUGAUUCAUAUUAUUCAUUACGUGAGCCUACUGCAAUUGCACCAACGAAACUUGACCCGUUAGCCCCCAGAAGGCCGACUAUGAAUUUGGCCGUAUUUUUGUUGCAUGUUCGAGUGGGCAAAUAGAUGCCGCUUGCAAUGUAGAGCUGCUGAUGGCCCCUUCAAAACGGGGGCCGCGGCCAAUGCGAUGCAAUAAGAGCGAAUUCAACAGAUCAGACAAAAAAAGAAACAGGGAACGC
This is a messenger RNA of Drosophila ananassae, 3200 nucleotides long. RefSeq names its product SET and MYND domain-containing protein 4 (gene Smyd4-1). The record is from RefSeq and is a predicted model, not a curated record. The coding region runs from base 72 to 2327 and encodes 751 amino acids. The transcript has 4 exons. Gene Ontology annotation, molecular function: protein binding. Lineage: Eukaryota; Metazoa; Arthropoda; Insecta; Diptera; Drosophilidae.